AUGACGUCGACGGCGCAGCAGGAGAUCAGUGUGAGCUCUUCGUCCGGCUCGCGCCCUGUCUCGAAGGACGCCAUUAUCAAUCUCGACCAUGGAGAUCCGACCAUGUUCGAGUCCUUCUGGAAGGAGGUGGGCGAGGCGGCAGACAUCACCAUCCCCUCGUGGCGGACCUUGAGCUACUUCUCCGAUGUCUCCAACUUCUGCUGGUUCCUGCAACCCGAGUUUGCUCACGAGGCACGGCGCCUCCAUAACCUGGUUGGCAAUGCUGUAGCCGACGACCGCUUCCUCGUCAUCGGGACCGGAUCGACUCAGCUCUUUCAGGCUGCUCUCUUUGCUUUAUCACCUUCCGACGCGCCGGAGCCGAUGAGCGUUGUUUCCGCAGUUCCGUACUACUCGUCGUUUCCGAGGAUCACCGACUACCUUCGGUCAGCGUUAUACCGGUGGAGUGGGGAUGCAUCCAAGUUCGAAGGUGAUGCGUACAUAGAGGUGGUUUGUUCCCCGAAUAACCCGGAUGGCUCCAUCAGGGAAGCAGUGCUAAAGUCUAGCAACGGGAAGACAAUCCAUGACCUAGCUUACUACUGGCCGCAAUACACUCCCAUCACUGCUGCAGCGGACCAUGACAUCAUGCUGUUCACCGUCUCAAAGCUCUCCGGUCAUGCCGGAACUCGAGUGGGGUGGGCUCUGGUGAAGGACGUGGAGGUGGCCAAGAAGAUGGUCAAGUUUAUAGAGUUGAACACCAUUGGGGUGUCCAAGGACUCACAGCUCCGGGCGGCAACCAUCCUCAAAGCAAUCUCCGAUGGUUACGAGCGCCCAGACGUGCAGACCAAGCCCGGUCUGAAGAUGUUCGAAUUUGGUCGCCGGCUUCUGUCCAUGAGGUGGCAGAAGUUGCGAGAAGCCGUGAAGGCCUCAGGCAUCUUUACAUUGCCCGACUUCGAGUCGGUCCACUGCAAGUUCACCGGGGAGACGACCGAAGCCUGUCCUGCUUUUGCAUGGCUCAAGUGCGAAAGGGAGGGAAUGAAAGACUGCGCAGACUUUUUCAAGAAGCACAAGAUACUCACCCGGGGAGGCGGCCAUUUCGGCGUGGAGUCGAAUUACGCGCGAGUAAGCAUGGUGGAUCGUGAUGAGACGUUCGACCUCUUCAUCGAACGGCUCAUGUCUCUCCGUUGA
Musa acuminata subsp. malaccensis (wild Malaysian banana) is the source of this 1164-nucleotide messenger RNA. Its product is annotated as tryptophan aminotransferase-related protein 2-like. The record is from RefSeq and is a predicted model, not a curated record. Lineage: Eukaryota; Viridiplantae; Streptophyta; Magnoliopsida; Zingiberales; Musaceae. Gene Ontology annotation, molecular function: transaminase activity; carbon-sulfur lyase activity. Gene Ontology annotation, biological process: amino acid metabolic process.